This is a messenger RNA of Oreochromis niloticus (Nile tilapia), 5357 nucleotides long. Its product is annotated as monocyte to macrophage differentiation factor 2. The transcript is spliced from 7 exons. Lineage: Eukaryota; Metazoa; Chordata; Actinopteri; Cichliformes; Cichlidae. Gene Ontology annotation, cellular component: membrane. The record is from RefSeq and is a predicted model, not a curated record. Bases 583 to 1293 code for a protein of 236 amino acids. Gene Ontology annotation, molecular function: pore-forming activity.
AGCGCAGACUAGGAGCCGGAGCUGAGUGUCGCUAAUGCUUCUCUGACACAAUAAUUAGAUGCGUUAACGUCGUCGCCUUAUUACAUAACACCAGUCCCUGAGAGCGCGCCUGCGCCUCCACCUAGAGACCAAAGCAGGAAUUGCAGGCACGACUUGCCUCUGAAUCAGCCCCUCAUCACAGAAUGAUGUGGCAGCCUUCAGUGAUGAAGAACAGCCCCCCUCACCGAGUCGUGAUGAGGUGAACCGGCGGGGAGAGAGAGAGAGAGAGAAAGAGCGAGCAAGCAUCAGCACCGACUGAGACUCAUCCCCUCGUCCCCCACGGACGCCCACACUUCCGGACUGGACCCUCUGGAGGCGGCUGGGUCAGGAUGCAUGCGUCUCCCAGUGCUGCUUGAAAUGAGGAUAAGACGACGACGGUGAAAAGGCGACGUGCUCGUUACCUUCCAUCAAACCUCCUCGCUGCAGAUCUGAACGCUGAACUGAUCAAUUAUCGGCGGCUAACUCGCCCGUCACUCACAGGGGGGAUUCAGGCUUUGGCCACACUGUCUGUCUGCCGUCAACUGUUGCUUAUUUCCUCUGUAAAUGAAUCUUGUAAGGUAUAUGAACAAUCGUGUUCCUCCUAACAAGAGAUACCAGCCCACCGAAUAUGAGCAUGCUGCCAAUUGUGCCACGCAUGCGUUAUGGAUAAUCCCCAGCCUGCUGGGAAGCUCAGUGUUGCACUUCCAGUCAGAGGACCAAUGGGAGCGGCUGUCAGCCUGGGUGUAUGGGGCGGGGCUCAGCUCGCUCUUCAUCAUCUCCACCCUCUUCCACACUGUGGCCUGGAAGAAGAGCCACCUACGGUCUGUGGAGCAGUGUUUUCACAUGUGUGACAGGAUGGUGAUCUAUUUCUUCAUCGCUGCCUCCUACGCCCCUUGGCUAAACCUGCGAGAGCUGGGUCCCUGGGCGUGUCACAUGCGCUGGUUAGUUUGGGUCAUGGCGUCUUUUGGAACCACCUACGUGUUCUUCUUCCAUGAGAGGUAUAAGCUCAUGGAGUUGAUCUGCUACACAGUGAUGGGAGUUUUUCCUGCCCUGGUCAUCCUCUCAAUGCCGGAGCAGUCCGGGUUGUGUGAGCUGCUGGUCGGCGGGGCCUGCUACUGUUUGGGGAUAGUCUUCUUCAAAAGUGACGGCAUUGUCCCAUUUGCUCAUGCUAUUUGGCACAUGUUUGUAGCUAUGGGAGCGGCCAUACAUUACUACGCCAUCUGGAAGUACCUCUACGCCCAGCCACCCAACCACCAGGUCCACACCUCCAGAUGACAUCAGCAGUGACCUCACAGGAAGUAACUCCUGUGUUUGAGCGGAUUCGAGGAGAUGAUCCUAGCUGUGUCCACAUUCAGGGGCUGCCUCAUCUUGAAGGUGGGGGGUGGAGGAGUAAACGUGCACUUUUUAGCUUGACAGAAACCAAAACUAAUGGUGCAUUCAGGUCCCUCUCAUCAGUUCGAAAUGUCAAACAUUUCCAUGUUUAUCACCAAAAAGUUGCCUUCAAGCAGCCAGUGAAUGAAUGGGUAAAACGGGUCAGACAGCAGUGUACCAGGGUAAUGAAAAUUAUCACUUUAUUUUAUCUGUAGUACUUUGUAUUUACAGUCAUAUCCAGACUGCUAACAAAAGCACACAUAUGACUGGUUUAUUAUGAAUGCAGUAAUAAUUCAGAAUUUAAAUUUUGGGUUCUAAAUUGCUGCAUAUGUCACAACUUUGAUAGCUACAGAAGUUUUAUUUUCAUCUUGACUAAAGAGAGCUGCAUGUUAUCUCUCUCUUAUAUAUGGUUAGUGUUACCCCGUGUGCGCAAGAUCUAAGCUAUAAAUCCAAGUUAAAUCUUUUUCAUCGUCUUCACACUACUACUGUUCUAAAAAUAGCACCUUUUGAAAGCAAUUUAAACUACUUUACUUUUUCUUCGAGGAUAAAAUAAAAUCACAUCAAUGUGCUGAAAUAGCAUAAAAUACCGUAAUGCAAUACAGCACAGUGUGAAACACAAAGAAAAACUUUAAGCCCUGUUUUAAGACAACAGUUAGUUCAUGCAGGUCUUGGGAUUUUGCUUUGUGUUGCAGGUGCUUCUCCUUGUUUAGCUUUGAAUCUGGGACAGGAAGUACAGCUGCCCUAGAUAAUGACUGAUGGAGUCAAAGAUGUGAGACCUUAAUGUGACAGCUUUGAUUCAGUCUGAGAGGCAAAGCCCAGGGUGGAAAGUAUUCAUAAAACACUUCCCCGCUUCUUGGAAAACUCAGAAAAAAAACUCAUGUGUCUGUAUCAGUAUUUUAUUCAUUCAAAUCUUCUGCCGUCUGGAUUUUAGACAGGAAGUUAAUCAACCCUUUUUAAUUUAAUUCUUACUAACUGAUGACCAACUGAAUCCAGUUACCUCCAGUGAUGCAAUACCUCCUGACGUUCUGAGCUGAGAGGGCAAUCGAAUGCACCGUUUAGCGGUUAAUUAUCACGUUUGGUAUACAUGAAGGAUAAAUAUGAUGAAUCUGAACUUCAAGGCUGGCAGCUCCUGAACUGGGACACCCCCCCACCUCAGAUCAUUUUAGUUUUACACUUCUAACAGUAUUUUGCAGGAAUUUGGUUUCAGGGGUUAAUUAAUAUUCUCGGAGAUUUCUCUCUGUGCCGUGCGCACCCAGAUUUAGUGUGCAGAAGCCGAAUUGAGGGCAUUGUCUAUUUGUCAAGAGGAAGAUCACUUUUAAAAUUGGCUUGUGAGAUGAAUUUUAGUGUUUUUAGUUUGAUUACACUAAGCAGGCUGCAACAUCAGUAAUUUACUAUUCCCAAUUCAGAGCUCUAGAUAGUAUUAUUACUGCUAUUGUUAUUAGUUGUGCUAUCUACACCAUAGUACUCUGUAUGAUUUUAACAAUAGUUGCUUAAGUCGGUGACUUCCUGUGAAGUUUUUUAAACAUGAUCGUAGAUUUUUUUUAAAAAAAAUCUUUAAGUUAAACACUCAGAUAUUUGUAGUUUUAGUCUUGGAGACUUUACUCGUGUGCUUCCACAUAUACCAGGCUCCACACUUUCGAUUUAUGAGCAUAAACACUGAAUUCUAAUAGUUUACUGUUGUCGAUUAGGUUUAGUAAAUGAAGAUACAGUAUUUAUCAGAGACAUACAGUACAUGCCGACUUCAUCUCUAUUUUCUUCUGAUCUUCUCGUAGUGUUACUCGAUCAUCUUCUCAGUCUUCAUCCUAAACGAAUGGAAAACAGUUGAUAGUUACAACAUGGUUGGAGCUCAAACCACUGUCUGAUUCAGCACUGCCAGAAGACUUACUGCCGUUAACCGAUAGCACACUACUACCGUAUAUGUAUGUUUCACACUUGAAAGGAAACUGAAGCUAUAGUAUUGUUGAACAAUCUGGCCCGAUAUUAAAGGCAUCUCAGGUGCGUGUGUGUGUGUGUGUGCUCGCGCGCGUGUGCUCGUGUGUGUGUGUGUGUGUUUGCCCAAGUGUUUGUGCCUGUGUGUAUCCUAUACUAUCUGACUACCAUGAAUCCAAAGCCUCUAACUGGCUGAGUCUAUGUUUACACGUGAAUGCAUGUACCUUGAACACAUCAAAAUAUAUCUGAAACAUGUAUGUAUUCUUAGCGUCGAGUCGUACGUGCUGCCUCGUGGUUUAAAGGACGAAGCAGAGUGUGAUUAAUGUGGCGAGAGGAUUUUAAAAGGUCGAAGCAGCUGGUAUUUAAGGGUUGUUAAAAAAAACUUUUUCAUUAUAGUUUCACUGCAGUAUGUUGGAUCAUCUGGGCUUAAAAGUCCAAGGAAGCCACAUUAAAAAGGACCACUGCAGCUGCUAUGGUUGUUUGCAGCUCUAAGCAAAUAAAUGCAAAGCUGUUUUUAUUUAUUUAUUUAUUUAUAUGCUGGCACCUCCCCAUACAGCUUCACCUGCUCACUCACAGCUUUCCCAGAAGUUUUCUGCAAGUUUUACAUAUAUGGAUUUACAUAAUGGAUAGAAAAGAUUUCAAAUAUUUACACCUGGACUCUUUACCCCUUGAAAGCUCACUAGCAGCAACCCUUAAAACUCUUUUCUGUCAUGUUUCAGGGCUGCUUAUAGAACAAAAUGACUGGGCGUAGGUUGUAUCUGCCUGUGUAGCUACCUGGGAGAACCUGGAAACUGUCUAUUUACAGUUUAUUUAACUUUCUGACAAAAGUUUUAAUUUGUAUCAUUUGUCAAAAAAACAAAACAAAAAACAGAAACACUGAUGAUCUCAAAAAUCUGACAAAAGCUCAUGUAUUAGAUAUGACACACUUAGCAUUACAGGGCUAAUAGUCGUCACAACAUCUUUACUGAUGUAUACUGAGGUGUGAAAACUGAUCAUUAAGGGCAGAGGGGAGGUCGUUAAAUCUUAACUUUAUGGUGGAAAGAGUUUGUACUUUAAUAAUACUUUAAUCUGCAAAAGUUUGCAUUUGGAGUUAAAUCCAUCACUGUGAUGAGCACUUAUGAAAUGCUGUUUAUUUGCCCGUGCAAGUGCAGUAGAUCACGAGGUAAUGCAUAAGGUGAGCGUUACCUUUAAAUGUUGAGGUCGACACAAAAACCUGGAUUCAGAUCCAAAUCGCAGCUCAGUUUUUCCUCUAUCGCUCAACGUGUUUUAAGGAUAAGCCGCUAACUUGUGGACAAAAACUGACAACCAGCACAAAACUGGACUGAAAACAAGUUGUUAUUUUAUGAUAUCACCUUGUUUGUGUAGCCACUGUUGCCUCAAGACACCUAAUAAUCAUUCUUCAUUCUAUACUGAAGGGUCCAAAAACAACACGAUGACACCAAACCUCAGAUAAAAGUGAUAAAAUAGUCUGAGGGUAACACAAUACUUUAUCAUUUUGUACAUUUGAGACCCUAGCAUGAAGGGAAGUGCGUUUGUCGCACAGUGGAUAUCUUAUUUAAAACUGAAACAGAGCUACUCUGGAGUAUUCGUGCUCUCAGUGUUUACUCGAGUCUCUGGGAUGAACCAAACAACUGAGAGAGUUUACAGUUUGUCUUGUAUCCAAGCCAGGUCUGGCUGCGGUGAGAUAAAGUAAAGGAUUUGAUGUGUGUCUUGUCUUGAUUACAGUAUGUGUCUCAUUCAGACAUACACCCCACCUGCCUUUAUAAAGAUCUUUAUAACAGCGUCCGCGAAGCCUUCGUGGACCCUCUGUAUAUUAUUUAUAGACGCUCUGUGAUUGUGGAGCUGCUGACUCUGUUCUCAGUCCUGCUGGUGUUUUCUUUCUGGUCCUACAGGACUGAUUAUAUUAUCUCACCCUUAUUCUAGUUUUCAUAUUGGUUAUUGUGUCCGUGGUGCUUUUUGUGCUGUGAUAAGCCGAUAUGAUGCCAACAAUGCUUUUAUCUUUUCUAUUUCUCUUGUAAUAAAAAAGCUUUUUUCAUGCA